CAAUUUUUCCUCUGCUUCACUCUACCCAGUCUAGUUAUUCGUGUUUCGCGACCACAGAGAAAAGACUGCAAGAAGUUGAAUUCAAAGUUCUGGUCUUUUCUAUACAAAAACACUCUUGUUUGAAUCUUUGUUAUUUUUGUGUUCAACCUUUUGUUAUGCUUACUUAGGGAGUUUUACUUGUAUAAACAUGAUGAUUCAGAGGAGUUCGCCACACUUUCUGAUUUGACCUUGAAAAUACAUCAGAACGCCCAUGUUUGUUCAGAAUUUUGUGCUGCUUGUGUUUACUUCUUCUUGUCUUUUUAUUGCCUUGUUUCUGACGUAGGUUCCACUAUUACGGCUUUAUUUCUAUGUUAUAUUGGAUGUUCUGUUAGCAAUAUGGCCAAGCUUGCCCCUCUUGAAGACCCUCUUUUGGAUGGUGACUCUACUUCAAUCAACAAUUCUGAUCCUAUUAAGACCAGAGGAAAUGAAAAUUUGACCCGAUAUUCAAAUGCUGGAUUUUUCAGUAUUCUUUCUUUCUCAUGGAUCACUCCAUUAAUAACACUGGGAAAUGACAAGACUUUAAACCAUGAAGACCUCCCACUUCUUGCUACUGCUGACAGUGCCUAUGGGGUUUAUCCAACUUUUAGAAGAAAACUCGAGUCAGAGUGUGGUAGUGUUAAAAAUGUGACCACACUUAAGCUGGUGAAGGUAUUAUUCUUGUCGACAUGGCAAGGGAUCUUUUUAUCAGGUUUAUUUGCAUUCCUCUAUGCCUGUGCUUCUUACGUUGGACCCUUUCUUAUUGACAUCCUUGUUCGAUACCUCAACGGAGAAUACAUGUUUAAAAAUGAAGGCUAUGUUUUGGCUGCGACUUUUGUUGCUGCAAAGCUUGUGGAGUGUCUUUCACAGAGGCACUGGAUGUUUAGGUUUCAGCAGGUUGGGGUUAGAAUGCAAUCCAUGUUGGUGGAAAUGAUCUAUGCUAAAGGUUUGACUCUUUCGUGUCAAUCAAAGGACCUUCGUAGUACUGGGGAAAUCAUCAACUUAAUGACUGUCGAUGCUGAAAGAAUUGGCGAAUUCUGUUGGUACAUGCAUGAUCCAUGGAUGUGUGUUUUGCAGCUUGCUUUGGCCCUGUUAAUUCUCUAUAAAAGUGUGGGUGUUGCUUCGUUAGCUGCUCUUGCUGCCACUGUAAUUGUGAUGUUGCUAAACCAUCCUGUUGCAUCAUUGCAAGAAAAGUUCCAAGGCAAGAUAAUGGAAUUCAAAGAUAAAAGAAUGAAGGCUACGUCUGAGAUACUUAAGAAUAUGAGGAUUCUAAAACUGCAAGCAUGGGAGAUGAAGUUCUUAUCAAAGAUUAUUCAGAUUAGAAAGAGUGAAGAGACAUGGCUAAGGAAAUUUCUUGCUGGCACAGCAACUAUUCGAUUCUUCUUCCACAACGCCCCAACUUUUAUUGCAGUUGUUACGUUUGGUGCUUGUGUUCUUGUGGGGAUACCACUUGAAUCAGGGAAGGUCUUGUCUGCACUUGCAACAUUCAGAAUUCUUCAAAUGCCCAUCUACAGUCUUCCUGACACAAUUUCAAAGAUAGAACAAACUAAAGUUUCUCUGGAUAGGAUUGCAUCAUUUCUUAGACUAGAAGAGAUGCAGACUGAAAUAGUACAGAAGCUUCCGUGGGGUAGUUCUGACAAGGCAAUUGAAUUAGUGGAUGGAAACUUCUCGUGGGAUUUAUGUUCUCCUAAUGCAACAUUGAAAAACAUAAAUCUCAAUGUUUAUCAUGGUAUGAGAGUAGCUGUAUGUGGUACUGUUGGAUCAGGCAAGUCUAGUUUACUUUCUUGUAUUAUAGGGGAAGUACCAAAGAUAUCUGGGACAUUGAAAAUAUGUGGAACAAAGGCUUAUGUUUCUCAAUCGCCAUGGAUACAGAGUGGAAAGAUAGAAGAC
Molecule: messenger RNA, 1905 nt
Organism: Vigna umbellata (rice bean)
Lineage: Eukaryota; Viridiplantae; Streptophyta; Magnoliopsida; Fabales; Fabaceae
Source: RefSeq, a predicted model, not a curated record